Paramecium pentaurelia is the source of this 980-nucleotide messenger RNA. Lineage: Eukaryota; Ciliophora; Oligohymenophorea; Peniculida; Parameciidae. The record is from the annotation of a GenBank genome assembly.
AUGUCAAAUCAAGAAAUUAAUGAAAUAAAUAGCUUACCAGUUUUAGACUAUGAUAUAUUUGGUAAAUGUAAUGAUAUGAUGGUAUUUAAAAAUUCAAUUAUUUUAGAAUUUUAUCAAUAACACAUAAAAUUUAAAAAGAGAUGAUCAAUAAAUUAAACAAAAAAUUGGAGCGGUAGGAAAAUUAAUUAAUGCACUUUUAAAAUUUUUAAAAUAAUAAGAUAGUUCAUCACUAUAAGACUAACCAGAUUAUUAUGAUAUUGUUUACUUAAUAAAUAAUAACUUAUCUUAAAAAAUAAAGCAAUAUGAAGAUAAAAUUAAAUAGAUGAAUAUAAUUGAUCAAUAAUCUAAAGCUGAAAUUAAUCAAUUGAAAUAAGAAAUAUAGAGAUACGAUAUUGAUCAAAGAAAAAAUGUAAAAUAAAUUGAAGAAUUACAUUAAAAGGUAAAAUAUUAAUUAAUUUUAGAUAAAAGCAUAAAAAAAAUAGCUCGACCUUUUAGAAGUAUUGGAAUCUGAAUAAAUACAAGAUAUUUAAUAUCAAUAUGAUAACUUAGAUUAACGAUAUUAAUAAUCAACUAAUUAAAUUAAAGAAUUAUAAUUUGAACUAAAAUAAAAGUAAGAUAAAAUUCAAGAAUAGGAAGGAAAAUUAAACUAAUUAUAAUAAUAAAUCAAAAAACUCUAAACUGAUUAAUCUCAAGAUAGAAAAGACCCAAUAUUUUAUAAAUAUUAAUAAAUUUUACAAAGGAAUUAGGAAUUAUAAGAAAUUAAUAAAUAACUUUGUAUACUAAAUCCUAUAUUCUAAUAAAAUAAUUAAGAAAAAGUUGAUGAAAAUCUUUAAAACUAGAAUGUAUAAGACGAAAAAUUGAAUUAAGAAAUCAAAGAAAUUUAGAAAAACAUCUUAUAUAAACUAAAUGAAUUAUAAGUUGCUAGUUUAUUCUUAAGUAUAUUCGUUGGAGUAUAUUUAAUAAAAUUAUAUUAAGAGUGA